UGCAACAUGGAUUUGUCGAUGAAGAACGGCAAGAAGUUGCGCCUCGAAGACUUUCUUCUUCAGAACCUAGACGCUGCACCGGCCCCCCGAGUGAUCGAGUGGGUCGACAGAGACGCGGGUGUGUUUAGGGUGCUAUGGACCCACCAGAGCAGCGGGGCCUUCCACCACGACGAUGCGGCCCUCUUCCGAUACUGGGCCCUGGCCCGAGGCAAAUGGCCGCUGCCGUCUUCAGUGGAGCUGAAGCAGAGUCUGCGUAUGGCGCUCAAUAAAUCUCCGUCGGUGAGUCGACUGCCGGCCAACGCUUCUGCACCUGACUACAGAUACUUCCGCUUUGUCGAUAAAUCACGAUUGAAACACAAGCGGAGCAAGCAGUCGUCAAUUCACAGCUGUGGCUCCGACUCCAAGCAGUUCCAAUAUCAUCUACAGGAGUACCCGUUAAAUCUUUCUCUCCAUUCAACCAAAGAAAACUUUUAUGGGAGCCAAAAACUCAAGGAAGAGUACCGGGAAUUGUCCGAUUUCACAGGGAAUGAUCAAGGUUAUGUAAAUAAUUUUCAAUGUUUCGAGAAACGUGCAAUAAUUAACGAAGAUGUAUGCAUCGAAGAUCAAAGCAUUGAGUGUAAGGUUGGAUGUUGUGAUUACGUGAUUCAAAGUAACAGCCAAAAUAAAAAUCUUCAUUGCCUGGCAAAUGAUAUUUCUCUGGUGAGAAACGGAGAAAAUUUUUCAGCUUAUGGAACUGACUAUAACGAUUAUAACGUAGACAUUUGGAAAAAUAUAAAUUACAAACAUGAAAGCGUAAACUGCGGUAAUGAUUUCUCUAAUUGGAAUGAUUUAUCGAUAAAAGUUGACGUUCACGAGGCUCAUAUUUUUGACAAUCGUAUUCGAAAACAAUGUGAAGAACAGGUGCAGGACUUGGUCCCUGAGUACAGUUCCCGUUAUCAUGGAACAAUCGAGAGCAAUUGCGUUAGUCACGAGUCUGGUUAUUGCUUUUCAGAUAACUUUGAUUAUAUAAAUAUCAAUAAACAUCACUAAUCUAUAUUGAAUGAUUUGUCAAUAAUUGAAUAAUAUUGAAUGAUUUGUCUUGUGCACUAGCUUGAUGAAUGUGGUCACUAAAGCCAUGACCGAUGUUUGACGACUCUAAAAGUCAUAGGAACACAUAGUGGUGACCUUGUACGAAAACUUUAUUGAACUUCCGUAUUUCAGACAAACUGUAAGCAUGAGGUUAGAAAAAUCUAUAGUAUCGUAAACGUA
Hyalella azteca is the source of this 1248-nucleotide messenger RNA. RefSeq lists its product as uncharacterized. Gene Ontology annotation, molecular function: RNA polymerase II cis-regulatory region sequence-specific DNA binding; DNA-binding transcription factor activity, RNA polymerase II-specific. Gene Ontology annotation, cellular component: nucleus. The record is from RefSeq and is a predicted model, not a curated record. Lineage: Eukaryota; Metazoa; Arthropoda; Malacostraca; Amphipoda; Hyalellidae. The coding region runs from base 7 to 1029 and encodes 340 amino acids. Gene Ontology annotation, biological process: regulation of transcription by RNA polymerase II. The transcript is spliced from 3 exons.